CCUCAAUCUCCAUCUUCUUGAAGGCCAUUCUCAAGUUCCCAAGGAACCUAACCCAUGUACCUUCCUCCCUCUAAUAUGAGUGUAAUACCAGACAUCGAAUUCCAUGACAGGCCGUCGUCUAGAGACAGCAAUGUCUCCCUGGAUAUGGAAGAUGUCGAUCAGUUCGUGUCUAUCAGCGUCAGGCCAAGGCCAAAGCAGAAAUAUCCUGCAAAGCUUCAUGCCAAAUCAGUAUACAACCACCUAGGAGAGAAGUCCGGCUUAAUCUACCUACCUGGGUUUCCGUAUGUAGAGUGGGAGGACUCCGACCAGCAAGUUUUCUUCAGACAACGUCGCUAUUUCUACUACCUCAGCGGCCUCGACAUUCCAGAUUGUGCUGUAACAUAUGACAUCAAGAACGACAGCCUCUGUGCAUUCAUACCGCCUCCCCGAGUUGGUCGAAGCAUAAUCUACACCGGACAGAAUCCCAGCAUUGAAGAGAUAAAGGCUGGUUAUGACUUUGACGAUGUCCAGCUCCUCACCAGUCUCGAUGGGUACCUUGCAAACUUCAUUCAUCAUGAUCCGUCAUCUAAGAUCUAUCUUCUGCAUGCCUACCAAGCUCCAAGAGACUUUCUUCGCUACAUGAAUAUGCCAGAUGGGAGCAAGAAAGAUGUCAAAUUCGAUAGCUACAAGCUGAAGCCGGCUAUGGAUGCAGCGCGUGUAAUUCAUAGUCCGUAUGAGAUCAAGAUGAUCCGAAACGCCAGUGCCAUCUCGGCCCAAGGACAUAUCAAUGUUCUAAAGGGCAUUAAGUAUCUGGAUAACGAAGCAGAAAUUGAAGCCAUUUUCACAGCAACCUGUAUUGCGGAACAGGCGAAGAAUCAAGCCUACGGAGUAAUUGCAGGAUCUGGAGUCAAUGCCAGCACACUUCACUAUGAAGCCAACAAUGAACCUUUGAGAGGAAGACAACUUGUUGUUCUUGACGCAGGGUGUGAGUGGAAGUGCUACGCUUCUGAUGUUACAAGAACAUUUCCAAUUUCUGGGAAGCAUACAACGGAGUCGAAAGCCAUCUAUGAUAUUGUGGAAAGGAUGCAAGAAGAGUGUAUUGCUAUGGUGAAGCCCAAUGCUGAUUUCAGAGAUGUACAGAAGCAUGCCAACAAAGUUGCUGUGGAAGGCCUCAUGGAGCUUGGACUUCUCAAAGGUGGUUCAUUCGAGGAGCUCUAUUUAUCUGGUGUAAUUCGAGCUUUCUUCCCUCAUGGGCUUGGUCAUUACAUGGGUCUCGAAGUUCACGAUGUAGGAGACGGCGGGAACCUCCUCAUGCUUUCUCAACACAAGAUCAUAGACUGGCGCUCCAUCGACGCUGAAAUCAUGAAUGAUCCCGCCGCCUAUGCAGCUUCAAUCUUAGCACCGAACCAAGUCAUCACAGUUGAGCCCGGAAUCUACUUCUCCCAAUAUGCAAUUGAAGAAGACGCCCUGAAAGACCCUAAGAUUGCGAAGUACAUCAACACAGACCUCUUGGCGAAAUAUUAUCCCGUGGGAGGUGUGAGGAUCGAGGACGAUAUUCUGGUCACUGAGGACGGAUACGAGAACUUGACAACGGCGCCAAAGGGAGACAAGGCGCUGAAGAUCAUUAAUGAGGCUGGAGAAGCAAAGGUUGAGGGAAAGAAGCAGUACUGGUUUUGGUAGAAUCGUACUUCUCACGGAGCCGAGUUGGACUUUGUAUAUCAUUGCUGUAAUGGAGUUUUGAAUGGGGUAAUCUGAAUUCCGAGAAAUGCUUCGUGACUGCCCUGCUGUGCUGUCAUCUAUGAAGGAUAUUGGAGUGGUUCAUCGCUGCCAUCCACCAGGAAGAAGAGGGAAGGUAGAUGCUGUCAAUCAUCACGAGUCAAGGAAGGAGUAGUCACAUUGCAUGCGGAACAUUUUUUGGUGAUUGUUUUCUAUUUUCAAGCUUUUUUUGUGCUUUUGUGAUUUUCUAAAUACAGCAACGCAUAGAGAGGCAGG
Molecule: messenger RNA, 1971 nt
Organism: Mollisia scopiformis
Lineage: Eukaryota; Fungi; Ascomycota; Leotiomycetes; Helotiales; Mollisiaceae
Product: putative Xaa-Pro aminopeptidase
Exons: 5
Coding region: 76-1659 (527 amino acids)
Molecular function (GO): manganese ion binding; metalloaminopeptidase activity
Source: RefSeq, a predicted model, not a curated record